GUACCGACCUCCGUAACAUCCGAACGCCUGCAAGAUCCCGAUCCUGUCACUUCUCACACGAGCCAAUCAACAGAAACAAGAGGCAGGCUGUAAGGUUACAGGCAGGUAGCCAGAUUUACUGAAUUCCUUGAGAAACUUUAGUCGUGGGGAUGCUUUCACUAGGUAGACUCCAACGUUAAUGUACGCGCGACUGAAGUUUCCUAUUUAUUUACCUCCUCAGGCGCAAUGCUUGAACUACACGUCUGGGGUCCGGCGUUCGGCCUCCCUUCAAUUGACGCCCAUUGUCUUGCAGCAAUCGCAUACUUGCAGCAAGCAGUUCCGCGUGGAAAAUGGCAACUUAUCGCAAGCAGUGAUCCAGGCUUAAGCCCCUCUAAAACCCUGCCUGCCUUGCGCAGUGGUGACGUAUGGAUCAGUGGUUUCCGCAACAUCUUCCACUAUGUUGCGCAGUUCUCUGCGGGUGAAUGGAUACUUGAUGCUGGACUACUAGAGCAGGAGAGUGCGGAUUGUAUCGCAUUCUCCUCAUUCGUAGACUUUCACGGACAACCCCUCCUCGACCUCUCCCUCUAUGUCUCCUCCCAAAACUACACCACCGCUACCCGCCCUCUCUACAAUACUAUCCAACCCUUCCCCCUCCCGUACAUCACCCCACCAGCUAUUCGGGCCGCGUCUAAACUCCGCUCCUCUCACCUUGGCCUCUCUUCUCUAGAUAUCGACCUCGAUGCUCAAGAAACAACCGAACCAUCCAUCAUCCCCGAUAGCUUACGCCGGCCCAAGAACACAGUUUCCAGCCUCCUCGCCGCAUCCCCAGAAGCAUCUGCACAGAUCCGACUCACCGCUCUCGCGACGGAUUUCCUCGAACCGCUUCACCACCUCCGUGGAGACAAAGCCUUCUUCGUCUCAGCUACGCAGUUCUCGAGUCUAGAUUGUUUGGCUCUAGGAUAUUUAGCACUGAUACUGGUCCCUGAACUGCCACAACCGUGGCUAUCUCGUACUAUGCGGCACAAAUUCCCCGGCUUGUGUACCUGGACAGAGGAGAUGUGCAAGAUGGUGUAUGGAAAGGAAAAAGCUACUCUGGAAGACGCAUUUCUUGUCUCGGGCAAUGAUUCGGAAUUAGAUGCGCGGCUGAAGAGACUGAGGGGUCGGAGUCACCUCCCCUGGAAACCGCCGUAUGAUAGAGGGGCGUUGAAUGUUAGUGGGGUGUUUCUGUCGAGUCUUGUGGAGUCGAUACCGGUCCUAGGGCAGCUGACUAUGACUACGAGGGUGAAACGUUAUAGUAAGACGAAGGAGAAUGAGGUGCAGAAUUCGUCGUCGGUGACGUAUUAGGGUCUGCUUUAAAAAGUGUGAUUACAAGUUGUAGGAUAGGUAUAAAGUAUAUGUUACACAUAGGUAUUGUGUCAGUCAAACGUGAAAGGUCAUAGAGUAAGAGGGAGAUAAAGAGACACGGUGAUCUUAGAUACCCUGAGAAGACGCAAGGUUGUAUGGUAUCGGACGGAUUCGAUACGUUAGACACAAGAGCUAUUAAGAGUGAGCUGUCUAGCGAGCCGGUUGUAGAAGUUGAGGCUGGUAGUAGUAUAGCAAGGAGUACAGAGACAGGAGAUUAACAUAAAGAUAUGAAGGGAC
Molecule: messenger RNA, 1620 nt
Organism: Cadophora gregata
Lineage: Eukaryota; Fungi; Ascomycota; Leotiomycetes; Helotiales; Ploettnerulaceae
Exons: 4
Coding region: 226-1323 (365 amino acids)
Biological process (GO): mitochondrion organization
Cellular component (GO): SAM complex
Source: RefSeq, a predicted model, not a curated record